UGGCCUCCUGUCUUCAGCUGAGACUGUCUGCAUUGACUGGACACCAUGAGGCUUCUCGUACUGCUAGUGUUGGUGGGAGCUGCGGUGGCGGUGCCCAGAGAGGAAGGCCGGAUCAUUGGGGGAACAGACUGCCAGCCCAAUUCUCAGCCCUGGGUCGCCUCCCUCAACUACGGCUACCACUUCUGCGGGGCAGUGCUCAUCAAUGAACAGUGGGUGCUCUCUGUCGCCCACUGUUGGUACAACCCCUAUGCCAUGCAGAUCAUGCUUGGGGAGCAUGACCUGAGGGUGUUUGAGGGCACUGAGCAGCUCAUGAAGACUGACAACAUCAUCUGGCAUCCCAGCUAUGACUACCAGACUCUGGACCACGACAUCAUGCUGAUCAAGCUGUUCCACCCGGUGACCAUCACCAACGCUGUGCGGCCAGUUUCCCUGCCGUCCGGCUGCCCCACCGGUGGGAUGCCCUGCACCGUAGCCGGCUGGGGCACCACAUCGGUUUACCCUAUGAACUUGCCCCUGCGCCUGCAGUGUCUGGAUGUCCCCAUUGUGGAUGCCGCAAAAUGUGAGAACUCGUACCCUGGGAUGAUCACCUCAAACAUGGUGUGUGCUGGAUACAUGGAUGGGGGCAGUGGUGUCUGCAACGGUGAUUCUGGCAGUCCUCUGGUGUGCCGUGGGGAGCUGCAUGGGCUGGUAUCGUGGGGACAGGGGUGUGCUGAGCCCAAUUACCCUGGUGUCUACACAAAGGUGUGCGCCUUCCAUAACUGGAUCAGGGAGACCAUCGCGGCCAACUAACGGAUCAGUCUCCCGCCUUCCUCCCUCCUCACAACCUCUCUCUCCUCUUCCUCUCCUUAAGUCAACCUCUUUCAGACAGUGGCUGUGUAAAAGACGAAUUAAAGCUCUGUCGUACAUUG
This is a messenger RNA of Anguilla anguilla (European eel), 908 nucleotides long. RefSeq names its product trypsin-like. The transcript has 6 exons. The record is from RefSeq and is a predicted model, not a curated record. NCBI's taxonomy places the organism in Eukaryota, Metazoa, Chordata, Actinopteri, Anguilliformes, Anguillidae. Gene Ontology annotation, molecular function: serine-type endopeptidase activity. Bases 46 to 789 code for a protein of 247 amino acids. Gene Ontology annotation, biological process: proteolysis.